This is a messenger RNA of Protopolystoma xenopodis, 309 nucleotides long. NCBI's taxonomy places the organism in Eukaryota, Metazoa, Platyhelminthes, Monogenea, Polystomatidea, Polystomatidae. The record is from the annotation of a GenBank genome assembly.
AUGAGCCAAUAUCUUCAAUGCCUUCUAUCAAAGCAGUCUGAACUGACUCGCCUUUCAGAGGAGUGUGCCACGCUACGUGCCCGUGAUUCUAACUUGUCGGCAUUCACUCAGCGUCUUUCUGAACAAGCGGCCAGCCUUCAGACUACUCAGAUGAUGCUUUCUACUCAGCUCGACGAGGCUCAAAAUGAUGCAGAUAGUGCACGCCAGGCUGCCCGUCAAGCCGAAGAAGCGCUGGUGGCUGCCCAGGCUGCCAGGCGACAAAGUGAUGAACAGAUUACGGACCUGAAUAAUAGGGUAGGUCACAUAUAG